Cloeon dipterum is the source of this 4291-nucleotide messenger RNA. Its product is annotated as VWFA and cache domain-containing protein 1. NCBI's taxonomy places the organism in Eukaryota, Metazoa, Arthropoda, Insecta, Ephemeroptera, Baetidae. Bases 269 to 3961 code for a protein of 1230 amino acids. Gene Ontology annotation, cellular component: voltage-gated calcium channel complex. Gene Ontology annotation, molecular function: voltage-gated calcium channel activity. The record is from RefSeq and is a predicted model, not a curated record. The transcript has 13 exons.
AGGAGUCUCCUUGGAAAGCGGCAUUGCCUUUGAUAUUGUGAGAAUCCAAAGUAAACACGUUUGACGCCGUUUCGGUCGGCUUUAGCAGUCUCAAAGCCCACGCGUCCACUACGAAUAUCUCGGACGCUGUUCGGGACAUAUUUCAACGUCCGAUCCUCGCAGACAGACAUCAAACAGGCAGCUACAGGCAUGGAUGUGAAGACUGUGAAGAGUUUGCACAGGCCUUCUGGACCGUGCGUUUGGUAAUUACUUCUGCAGCAUCUUCACCAUGGGGGGCGACAUGUGGACCUUCGUCGUACUGCUUCUGAUUGUGGCCUUCGCAUUCGGCAACAUUAGCAAUAUGUCGAUGACAAUGAGGUACAGAAACAACGAACUCCCUGUCGAGUUGCUCAAUGGAAUGCACCUGUCUGACCUGGCGAAGAAAAUUGGUUCGAACCUUCGGCAGAUCUCUAACGAGGAGAUGGGCUUAGCCACCGUGCAGGAAACGUUUGACAACCUCCCUUACGGUCCACCCUCACAAGAUGACUCUAAGAGAGUCAGCAAGAUGGUGGAAAAAGCCCAGUAUAAGCUUCAGCGGUACACAGCUGUGUUAAACCAGAGCAGGGCCAUGAUCGAGGCGUUGUUCUGGAGUGACAGCGAAAUGCUGUACUCCACUGCAUUUAAAUGUUGUGUCCCUGAGCCUGAUUCCGUGGACCAUGGCACUAGGAGUUUCAGCUGCAUCAUCGCAGGGUCCAGCGAACGGAGGAAUUUGAACCAAGGCCCCAACCUCACAGAAAGUUUUGCAAAGGAUUUGAAGUUGCACCCGGCCAUCAAGAGCCUGUUUUUCGUUACCAGCGCGGAUUUGAAGGGCCAGUCCUUCAACACGGUUGUGGAGAACAGUUCUCCAUGCGUGUAUGACACUAGACACAGAGACUUUUUCUUUGAUACCAAUGAAGCUAACAGCAAAAAGGUUCUGAUCCUUAUCGAUCAUGGCAAAUCAAUGAGCGAGAACCAAAUGAGUUUAGCCAGGGUUCUCAGCAAAAAAAUAAUAAACUCGCUGUCGCCGACCGAACAUGUUGGUUUAAUGGCAGUGGCUGAUGAGGUGACCUUGCCAAACGACAUCUUGUGUUAUUCCACGUCGCUGUCCCUGGCCACGCAGCAAAAGAAAACUGCCUUCUUUGGCUUCAUCGACAACCUUUCUAAGAGCAAUUACACUACCGACCAUUCGCUGGGCCUGAAAAGCGCCUUGGAGUCAAUCAGAACAGUUUCCGGCGUUCAGGAUAAUGUUCUGCUCAUCUACAUCACUCGGGGCCUACCCUCUACCCUAGAAGAGUCCAAGGUUGUGAUGCACACCGUCGGCAAUAUUGCUAAAAUAAUGCCUUCAAAUGUGAUCAUCAGUGCUGCGGCGCUAGUUGACGAUGGAAAGCCCAUGAUGCUUGAGAAGCAGUUCAUGCAGGACUUGACCUCUGCCAACUUUUUAAAGUACAACCUUACCGCACCCAGAAGAGUAUUGCCUGGUGUGCUACAAAUUGUGAAUUCGACCACAAGUAUCUCCUUUGCUGUGGCCAAUCUUUUCAAAGCAGUGGAUAGCGAUAGAAAGCAAGAGAGUUCAUAUUCACUGCCCAAUUGGGAUGGUCAAGGACUGGUGGUGAGCAUUACUCAGUCAUGUUUCUACAUUGGGAAGCCCCUCGGAGUAGUCGGACUUGACGUGCAGCUGUCCGACCUGGUUGAGGACGUGACCUACUUCACUGGCUUUGGCUUCUCGUACGCGUUCAUCAUCACAAAGAAAGGACUGACCCUGAUGCACCCAUCCCUUCCAAGACCGAACUAUGUGUACGACAAGCCUAUGUUUGUGGACAUCGAAAACUAUGAGAGAAUCCCCAACUUCAAGGAGGUGCGCCAAAAAAUCCUGAGCCAGCGCAACGGCUCGCACACUGUUGUGCUACGCAAGAACAGUCGCAACUAUGACCGGGAGCAGGUGCGCUACUCCUGGCAGCACAUGGACCUCGCGCCCUACAUCAUGGUCAUCGUCUCCAAUGACAAGGGAAAGCCCUUGAGGAUCUUGCAGAAGGUCUCAAUGCCCUGGGUGCAGCCGAAUCUAGUUUUUCACCGUCUCGACUUGCUGCUCAACCCUUCAAAAUACAAUUUGUGCCGACACCAAAGACAGAUUGCAACACUUGACUCGGGCUCUAUUUUCCUCUCUCCAUCGUGCUUCCAGUCGCCCUUUGAGUAUUCCAUGAACGAAGAUAUCCCACCGCUUGUGGCCAAAAGCUACAUGGACUUUAUUUUCAAUGAACAGGGCGCCAAUCCUGGCUUAAAAUCCACAAUCAAAAAUGACGUUGGGGCCUUGACUAAGGUCAUUGCCCACUGGAAAAAUAUGAUGCAGGAAAGCAUCUACGGCAAAUACAUCGUCAGAAGUUUUGCCGCAACUCCAAGUGGCAUCUUCCAGAUGUACCCUGGUUCUGGUCUGGACCACAUGUAUGACCCCACCCGGCAACCUUGGUACACGCGUGCGCUCAAGUUCCCAGGCCAAGUGGUUCUCUCCACUCCAUACUUAGACGCAGGAGGCGCCGGCUACAUUGUCACAAUCAGCCACACUGUCUAUGAAGGCCAGUCUGCGGCCCUGCACAGCCCUUUGGACACGGUGGCCGCAGUACUUGGUAUUGACGUCACCAUUGGAUUCAUUUACAAGCUGCUCCUCCAAAAUGCCCCUUUUUGCAAGGAAGCGAACAUCAAGUGUAUGUUGAUCGACAACGAGGGCUACCUUCUCGCGCACCGGCACCUGGCGGACGGGCGCGGCGUGCACCACCACUUGACGCACAAGGAGCCCCUGGUUGCCAACGACAUGCUGUUCCACGAAAGCCUGGUCACAAAGCUGUUGUGCUCAAGCUAUUCCGAUCAGACGCGGCAGCGUUACUACAGCUUCAACACCAGCCUCGACAAGGUGCUGACCAACCUGCAGCACAGCCUUGCGCGCGAGCAUUGCGCCAGGUACCAAAUCACCGCGGUGCCCGGCACCAACAUCCUCAUCAGCGUCGUCAACACCACCUGCGACUCUGUGUCCACUUUCUGCCCGUGCGGCGUGACUGAUCGUAUGUGUCUGAACUGUAUGCGAAUGGAGCAGACGGAAUGCGAGUGCCCGUGCGAGUGCAACCUCUCCGUUGACUUCUGCACUGGCGAGCUGAAGAAGAUGUCGGAAAUGGCCUGUCCUCCGGCACCGGAGGUAAACAAGGCCUCUGUGCAUGGUGCCAUUGUGCCGGAACUGUCCACUUUGGAACCGUGCUUCCCCAGGGACUGUGAAUACUUAAACACGUACAACGAUUGCUUGGGGGUUGUUGAUUGCGAGUGGUGCGUGAUGGAUAUAGAUGAAACACCCCUGAAAAGCCCCUUCUGCACCAUCCAAUCAAAGUGCUUCAACGGAAUGCUCGGCAUGCUAAGUCCCUACAGAGAAAACUCCAUGGGUGGCCAACUGUCCGAUGCGAGCGGCCAAUACAGGUCGACACCUUUCGGCUCGGUCGCUGGAGCCUGUACGGGCAUCGGCUUCACGAUCAUCAUGCUCAUCUUCUUUUAUACGUUGACCAUCCAGAGGCAGCAAUCGCACGCUGUCAUGAGCUCCGUCCCUGAAACCCAUGUCCCCAUGUCCACGCUGGACAAUGAGGUUGAAGAAUGGGACAGAUCAAGUCAGAGCAGCAGAGGUAGUCACAAGCAGCAGCCAAUUAUGCUGGAGGAGCUGCCGUCGGUGGUGUCGCCGUACAGGGUGAGCACCAAAUAUCGGCGGCCGACGGGCGCCGACAGCGACCACGGCUACUCAACGAUGACGCCGCACGACGACUCGGAGCACACGCCGCCAAACGCGGAGCCACUGCUGUUGGCCAAGCCGGUGCGCACCUCGUCCAAUUUGUCGUCGCCAACGACCAUCGAGUUGCUGCCAUUGCGCCAGUUCCAGGCACCUGUCACUGUCCACAUGGUCGACACCCUUUGAUUCUGUGCGCGCAUUUUGUACAAAGCCAGAGUUUGCACAGAUAUAAUUUUGAUGCAUUUUACCGACUGUACUUACACUAUUUACGUGUAUCGACUUUUGAAUUGAAGACUUUAGCUUCUGCAAUAUUUUUAUACUCUUGCAAGUGCAGCCCAAAUAUUGCUAUGAAUUUUACCUCACAUGCCAAGCAAGUUUUGAUGAGCAAUUUGUCUUGUUUUGAAUCGAUGUGAAAUGUGUAAGUAUUAAUAUUGUGACCAUGUUCCUGUUUUUUUUAACUGUAUUAGGUGUAAUUUAGAUAUUAAUAUUAAAAUUUUUGUACGUCGUCCUACAAAA